GAUAUGACAGGCUGCGCUCCAACCGUGUAAACAAACAGUGAGAUUGGGUGGGAUCUGUCGUAUAAUGGGUGGUCCACGUGUUCUACAUCAAAACACCUGUAAUUUGGGACACGUUUCUCAACUCUAUUCACCAGGCAGCCUAGGUAAGCCUACCUGCAUUUCAUGAGGCGAUUUGGCUGAGAAAGAAUGAGUUUGACAAGACCAUUACUUGGGGAGGAGUUGAACUUAAAAGCAAUACCACUGGACAGCCUAAGAGAAGAAUAUCUCCAUACUGGAGUGCAGGAAGAGAACAGAGACGGACUACUGCAGCCACUCGGUCCUACAAGAACACCAUUUCACUGCCACCAGGACACAACAACAUGGGCCGAGGACAGAGAGAAACAGCUGGCCAAGAGGAAACUCAUUGUCACCUCAGUUGUCUGUCUGGUGUUCAUGAUUGGAGAAGUCAUUGGUGGAUAUGCAGCCCACAGCCUGGCCAUCAUGACGGACGCGGCCCACCUCCUCACAGACUUCACCAGCAUCCUGGUCAGCCUCUUCUCCCUCUGCAUCUCCUCCAGACCCCCCUCCAAAGCCAUGACCUUUGGCUGGCAUCGCUCAGAGAUCCUGGGUGCCCUGCUGUCAGCUCUCUCCAUCUGGGCCGUGACAGCAGUCUUGGUGUUCAUCGCUAUCCAGAGGAUCCUCAACGAUGACUAUGAGAUCCACACAGGCAUCAUGAUCAUCACCUCUGGUUGUGCAGUUGGAGUCAACAUACUCAUGGCCCUGAUCCUCCACCAGUCUGGAAGCUCCCACGGCCACAGUCACAGCGGCCUGUCACACGGCCACAGUCACGGCAGCUGCUCCUCGCAGGCCACCGGUAACCAUGGCAAUGCCAGUGUCCGGGCAGCGUUCAUCCAUGUGCUGGGGGACCUGCUCCAGAGCCUGGGAGUCUUCCUGGCCGCUCUCAUCAUUAACUGUUGGCCUGAAUACAAAAUAGCUGAUCCCAUUUGCACAUUCCUGUUUUCUGUGUUUGUGCUCGCAACGACCAUCACCAUAUUACGGGACAUCGUCAGCAUACUCAUGGAAGGUGCACCAAAAGGCUAUGACUUUGACUCGGUGAAAGACGCCCUCCUUACCGUGAGCAGUGUCCAAGCAGUGCACGACCUUCACAUCUGGGCUCUUACACCAAGCCACCGACUUCUGUCAGUUCACCUGGCUAUUGAGGAUGUAGCCAAUGCCCAGCAGGUCCUGAUGGAGUCUACGGAGAUGCUCCAGUCUAAACAUGGCUUCCGCCGCGUCACCAUCCAGAUCGAGCUCCACAGCACGGCCAUGGCCUUCUGUUCCCAAUGCCUGGAGCCCAUGGACUGAUCCUGCCCCUGGCCCCAUCCCAUCACCACAGGCUUGGGCCAUAUUCCAGAAAGCAUAUUUAGUCAGUGACUUAGCCUUACCUGGGCAUGUUAACUCAGGACUGUACUGUAAGUGGUAAAUCUCCUAAAGGGAGAGACUUGACUUGGGAUUUAGGGCUCAAUCUGAGUUACGCAACUCAAAUGAGUUAGUCACUGAACCGACUUUUUUUUUUUAACGCGCCCUUUGGAAGGGAGCAUCUUGUUUUGAGCAAGAAAUACCUCAACUUGUGUCUCAAUAUUUAUUUCUUCAAGUGUUGUUUUCACGAUGGCUGACGUCACAGUCGUCUGCAGCUCUGUACAGGGCUUGCAUCAUAUCUGGUCUUUAAGGUUUAAUCCUUCGAGUAUGUUUCAAUGACU
This is a messenger RNA of Engraulis encrasicolus (European anchovy), 1739 nucleotides long. RefSeq names its product proton-coupled zinc antiporter SLC30A2-like. NCBI's taxonomy places the organism in Eukaryota, Metazoa, Chordata, Actinopteri, Clupeiformes, Engraulidae. The record is from RefSeq and is a predicted model, not a curated record. Gene Ontology annotation, cellular component: plasma membrane. The coding region runs from base 187 to 1344 and encodes 385 amino acids. Gene Ontology annotation, molecular function: zinc ion transmembrane transporter activity. The transcript has 8 exons. Gene Ontology annotation, biological process: response to zinc ion; zinc ion transmembrane transport.